Messenger RNA from Cladophialophora yegresii CBS 114405, 711 nucleotides. RefSeq lists its product as uncharacterized. The record is from RefSeq and is a predicted model, not a curated record. Lineage: Eukaryota; Fungi; Ascomycota; Eurotiomycetes; Chaetothyriales; Herpotrichiellaceae. The coding region runs from base 1 to 711 and encodes 236 amino acids. The transcript has a single exon.
AUGUCGUCUUAUCCCUAUCCCGCGGCGAGGCGCCAGAAGCUCAACCAGGCCAGUGCUCAGCAUAGUCAUGUCCGCCUCCCUGAACGAGUGUCCAAAUCCAAGUCACAGUCACAGUCCGUACCUCUGAAGCGCAAGGUCUUGUCAACGGCUCGGUCUCAGCCUGAGAGAACGCCUGACUUCGCCAGGCCUCGGCGCAAGGUCUCAUCAUGGUUUCAGUCUCAGCCUGAGCCCGUGCUCGUGCCCGAGUCCGUGCCGCCUCAGCGCACAGGGAAGUCCAACCCACCGCCCCACCGCGACGUCAGAUCCGCAUCCUCGAAACACAGGGUGGAUUCAAGGCUUGAGCAUCCGCCCACAUUCGUGCCGUCGAAGCACGAGUCGAGCAAGUCUACCUCAAAGCCAAAGCCUCGUCCGGACUCCUCACCGAAGCAGCAAAACCCUGCGCCAGAGGCAGGACGACACCCUCACCUCGAAGCCGCGCCCGACCCGCUCAAUCACCUCCUCAAUACCCUUGAUGAUCUUGACCGGGCCAGCCACCUUGGCAAACUCCGGACCAACGUCACCGCCGCUCGAAAUCUCCUCUCAUCUGCCAAAUGCUCUCUCAGAACAUAUCAGAGCCAAGUUGCACGUCUCUCUAGCGAGAUGUGUCGAACCAGACGGUACGCAGAGCAGAUCGUCGCAGGGAAGACCAAUCUCGAUGGCUCGAACAGAUAA